AUAAUAAUUAUAUCAAUUACUAUUUUUUUUUUUUUUUUAUCUAAUUUAAUAAUAAUAAUAUCUAUAAUUUUAUCAAAAAAAUCAUUUAUAGACCGAGAAAAAUGUUCACCAUUUGAAUGUGGGUUUGAUCCAAAAUCAAUAUCACGAAUUCCUUUUUCAUUACAUUUUUUCUUAAUUACAAUUAUUUUUUUAAUUUUUGAUGUAGAAAUUGCACUAAUUUUUCCAAUUAUUACAUUAUUUAAAAUAGUAAAUAUAUUAACCUGAAUUAAAACAAGAUUUUUCUUUAUUAUUAUUUUACUAAUUGGACUAUAUCAUGAAUGAAAUCAAAAUAUAUUAAAUUGAACAAAUUAA
Bombyx mori (domestic silkworm) is the source of this 351-nucleotide messenger RNA. The record is from the annotation of a RefSeq genome assembly. NCBI's taxonomy places the organism in Eukaryota, Metazoa, Arthropoda, Insecta, Lepidoptera, Bombycidae.